AUGGCGGAUUACUAUGAAAUUCUAGGAGUACAGAGAUAUGCUUCACCUGAGGACAUUAAAAAGGCUUAUCACAAAGUGGCUCUUAAAUGGCACCCUGAUAAAAAUCCGGAAAAUAAAGAAGAAGCAGAGAGAAGAUUUAAAGAAGUAGCUGAGGCAUACGAGGUGUUAUCAAAUGAUGAAAAACGAGACAUAUAUGAUAAAUAUGGCAAAGAAGGAUUACAUAAUGGAAGUGGAAGUCAUUUUGAUGAUCCUUGUGAGAACGGCUUCAGAUUCCGUAAGCCAGACGAUGUCUUUAAUGAAUUUUUUGGCCAAAGGGACCCAUUUUUGUUUGACUUCUUUGAAGACUCGCUUGAGGACCUUUUAAUUAGUCCAAGAUGCCCCUAUGGAAGCAGAAGCAGCAAAGGUACAGAAUCCUUUCCCUCUACCUUCAGUGAAUAUCCGGCUUUUGAGAGAAGAUUUUCUUCAUAUGAUAGAGGAAAUACAUCAUAUGGUUCACUGGGGCACGAGGGCCUUAGUUCAUUCUCUUCCAUGGCAUUUGAGGAUAGUGGGAUGAGCAACUACAUAUCUGUUACAACUUCAGGUAAAGCAGUUAACAGUGGAAACAUAAAUAUGAAGAGAAUAAUUGAGAAUGAUCAAGAAAGAGAAGAAGCUGAAGAUGAGGGUGAGCUGAAGUCCUUCCUCAUGUAUGGUAUGGCUGAUGACGAGGGCUUUGUAGAAGAAUGCAGCUGGAGAAGACAGUCAUUCAGCAACUAUUCACCAAAUUCCUACAGUCCCAAACAUGUACCUCAGUGUACUUUUGUGGACAAUGAUGAGCAAGGUACACCUUGGGUCAACGGCAGCUGGGAUCCCUGCAUUUUCUCAGCAGGAUUCAAAGAAGGUGGUAAGAGAAAAAAAAAGAAGCAUAAAGAGGUGAAGAAGAAGAAGUCAACCAAAAGGAAAAGCUAAACUGAUUCUUCAGACACAUUAUGUUCAUAUAACAUUUGAACACGACUCUGUGUGUUUUGGUUAAUCAGUUUUGUAGGUAACAUUUAAUGUUAUAUUUUGUAUUUUUAAUAUUGCUAGCAGGACUGUGGACAUUUGGACAGUAGUUCUUUGGACUAGGUAUGUCAGACAAAGAUGAGUCUGUGGUGACAGUUGGUGACGUUACGAAUUUAGAAAACAGCAAAGAUUUUUUUCUAAGUUUUGAGCUAAAUAUUUGAAUAUAAUAGAAAUUUUCUUUUGUAGAGUUUUGGAUCUACUUUAUUCCUUUUAAGGAGCCCUGGUGGUGCAGCGGCUAAAGCGUUUUACCGCUAACCUAAAGGUCUGUGGUUCGAAACCACCUGUGGCUCCGUGGGAGAAAGAUGGGCAGUCUGCUGCGGUAAAGAUUUAUAGCCUUGGAAACCGUAUGGGGUUGCUAUGAGUUGGAACUGAGUUGAUUGCAGUGGGUUUGGUUUUGUUACUCCUUUUAACUAAUUAAACCAUUUUACAAAUUUAUAAAAUAUUUAAAUUAUUGAC
Molecule: messenger RNA, 1494 nt
Organism: Loxodonta africana (African savanna elephant)
Lineage: Eukaryota; Metazoa; Chordata; Mammalia; Proboscidea; Elephantidae
Gene: DNAJB7
Product: DnaJ heat shock protein family (Hsp40) member B7
Exons: 1
Coding region: 1-945 (314 amino acids)
Molecular function (GO): Hsp70 protein binding
Source: RefSeq, a predicted model, not a curated record